Molecule: messenger RNA, 1398 nt
Organism: Oryza sativa Japonica Group (Japanese rice)
Lineage: Eukaryota; Viridiplantae; Streptophyta; Magnoliopsida; Poales; Poaceae
Molecular function (GO): protein binding
Source: RefSeq, a predicted model, not a curated record
GUCCGAAGAAAACACGAAAAGAAAGCAGCAUAAUAAUACGCGGCAUGCAACACAUAUAUAACAGAGAGAAAAAAAACAGAGAGAGAGAGCUCUCUCCCUCGAAUUCUCGACCGAUCCUGCACGCCGUAAAGUGCGCUGGUGUUGAACGAUCGAUCGAGAAAGCAAAAGAUGGAGGCGGAUGCGACGACGGCGGCGCAGGGACGACGACGGGACGAUCGCUGGUCGUCCCUCCCGUUCGACAUGCUCGUGCUCGUCGUCGACCGGCUCGGCUGGUCCAACCACCCGAGCUUCGCCCUGACGUGCCGCCACUGGCGCUCCGCCGUGUCGCCGUUCUACCCGGCGUGGAUCACCCCGCUCCUCCUCAGCUCCGCCGACGUCGGCGUCGCCAACGCCAGCUACUACAGCCCGUACUUCCACAGGAGCUUCGAGGUCGACGGCUGCACGCUCAACGUGCCGCCCGAAGCCAAUCUCUGCUGCUCCAACGGACGACGCCUCACGCUGUGCCUGCCUAAGCUGGUCCUGCAAACCGAUCUCGUCACCGGCGCCGUCGACGAGCUACCGGAGAUGCCGUUCUACUGGUUCAACUUCAUCGUCUACGACGACGCCGACCGGAGGAUGUACUGCGUCAACACGAUCUUCGUGGUGCGGCUCGCCCGCGCGAUUCAAGACGAGGACGGCGAGUGGGGGCCAUGGGACCUGACGGAGUUCAACGUCGAGGAAGGAGCACAGCUUCAGGCCUCGCCGAUCAGCAACCCGGUGCUCCAUGGUGGCCUGCUGUACGUUCUUGGUGAAGACGGGAAGCUGGCGGUGUAUGAUCCGUGCAACCACGAUGAUAAUUUCAAGGUUGUUGAUAAGCUUAAGGGAUUUGGGAUUGAGCAUGAUCGCGUUGACAGCUACCUGUUCGAGUCUGAUCAAGGUGAGCUCAUGGCUGUCCUCGUCGGCUACACUGGUACGCCUGUCCAUGUCCUCAAACUCAAUGAGGAGACAAUGGAGUGGGAGAAGAUGGAAUCCUUGGAUGGACGGGCAUUGUUCACCGGAACAUACACGACAAUGAUGAGAAAAACCAAGCUUAAGUCGAUGCAGAACAAGGUUUUCCUCCCGAGGUUGUAUGAGUGGCCUAAGACCAUUCAUGUUGACCUUGUUAUUCGUGAUGGCGAACCAGCAUUUAUACCAAAGUCACACUCGCAAUAUAGCAUCGAGAAGAUCACCUCUAAUACGAGUAUUUGGUCCUAUAAAGUUGGGCAGCAGGAAGAAGCAAGAAAGUUUUGGGGAUCGGAGAAGGUAGACUAUAGUAUAUGGGUCGAUUUUAGUACUAAUUUACAAUAAUUAUAGGAUAAUUAAUUAUAUGUACGGAAGAUUAUAGUAAGAGACAGUAAAGAGAAGAUACUAUUGAACUCA